Molecule: messenger RNA, 1829 nt
Organism: Vitis vinifera (wine grape)
Lineage: Eukaryota; Viridiplantae; Streptophyta; Magnoliopsida; Vitales; Vitaceae
Product: histone deacetylase 6
Exons: 6
Coding region: 149-1543 (464 amino acids)
Molecular function (GO): histone deacetylase activity
Source: RefSeq, a predicted model, not a curated record
AUUAUAAAGACCCAAAGGAGUGUUUAGAGAGAAAAGUAGGAAAGAGACUCGUUUUGUUGUUUCAAACACUAAGCUGUGAAGAGUGUUUGGAAAGGGAGAAAACAAGGCAGAAAGAGAGAGAAAAUUUGCACAGAGGGAAGGAGGUGGAAUGGAGGACGGGAUAGGGGGUGCGUCGCUCCCGUCAGGGCCUGAUGCUAAGAAGCGCCGGGUGUGUUACUUCUAUGAGCCCACCAUCGGCGACUACUACUACGGCCAAGGGCACCCGAUGAAACCUCACCGCAUCAGGAUGGCGCAUAACUUGGUUGUUCAUUAUGCGCUUCAUCGCCGGAUGGAGAUCAACCGCCCUUUUCCUGCUGGUCCAGAUGAUAUCCGACGGUUUCACUCGGACGACUAUGUGGACUUCCUGGCCUCAGUCACACCCGAUUCGCUCCAUGACCACGCUCACUCUAGAUACUUGAAGCGCUUCAAUGUCGGCGAGGACUGCCCCGUUUUCGACGGCCUAUUCGGCUUCUGCCAGGCCUCCGCCGGCGGCUCCAUCGGCGCGGCCGUCAAGCUCAACCGCCGUGACGCUGAUAUUGCUCUGAAUUGGGCGGGUGGGUUGCAUCACGCCAAGAAGUCCGAAGCUUCCGGCUUUUGUUAUGUCAACGACAUCGUUCUGGGUAUUCUCGAGCUGCUCAAGGUCCACAGGCGUGUAUUAUAUGUAGAUAUUGACAUCCACCAUGGAGAUGGUGUUGAGGAGGCAUUUUUCACCACUGACAGAGUCAUGACUGUGUCUUUCCACAAAUUUGGGGAUUUCUUUCCAGGGACCGGGCACAUUAGAGACAUAGGGGUGGGGCCUGGGAAGUACUAUGCCCUGAAUGUUCCUUUAAAUGAUGGAAUGGAUGAUGAGAGUUUUCGUGGUCUAUUUCGGCCCAUUAUUCAAAAAGUCAUGGCGGUUUAUCAGCCAGAUGCAGUUGUUCUCCAAUGUGGAGCUGAUUCUUUGUCUGGUGAUAGGUUGGGAUGCUUCAAUUUGUCUGUGAAUGGUCAUGCAGAUUGCCUUCGUUUUCUUAGAUCUUUCAAUGUUCCUCUUAUGGUCUUGGGAGGAGGAGGGUAUACAAUCCGGAAUGUUGCCCGUUGCUGGUGCUAUGAGACGGCAGUAGCAGUUGGGGUGGAACCUGAUAAUAAAUUGCCUUAUAAUGAAUAUUAUGAGUAUUUUGGACCAGAUUAUACUCUACAUAUUGAACCAUGCAACAUGGAGAACCAAAACUCGCCAAAAGAUUUGGAGAAAAUAAGGAACAUGCUACUGGAGCAACUUUCUAGGUUACCACAUGCACCCAGUGUACCAUUUCAAACAACACCACCUAUUACAAAAGUUCCAGAGGAGGAGGAAGAGGAUAUGGAUAAAAGACCUAAACCUCGCAUUUGGAAUGGAGAGGACUGUGAGUCUGAUCCCGAUGAAGAUGAGAAGCCUCGAGCUCAAUUCUCAAACACCAAUCAUCAUCCUACUUCAAAUGUUGAGAUGAGGGGUGUCACUGGAAAAAUCAAAGAAGAGAAAACAACAUAAUAUUAGCCUCCAUCUUGACACAGAUGAGAAAGCUGUUGGUAUCAGAUCUUCCUUGCAGCAGAUGAGAAGGCAAUCUCGUGUACUCUGUGUAUGAGGCUUUAGAUUAGGUAGUCAGAGACUGACUGUUAAGCAACUGAUGUCCCUUAUUAUAUUUAGCCACUUUUGUGUUGAGAAAUUACAGUGAGUGAGAAUCAAAAUCACAGCUAUCAUACAAACAGAUUUAAAAAAAAAAGUCAAUAAUUGCAUUUUGUGACAAAAUUUCACCUGGAUGUCAACCCAGGUUCAA